Molecule: messenger RNA, 840 nt
Organism: Plasmodium cynomolgi strain B
Lineage: Eukaryota; Apicomplexa; Aconoidasida; Haemosporida; Plasmodiidae
Product: exosome complex exonuclease
Exons: 1
Biological process (GO): TRAMP-dependent tRNA surveillance pathway; nuclear polyadenylation-dependent mRNA catabolic process; U4 snRNA 3'-end processing
Cellular component (GO): cytoplasmic exosome (RNase complex); nuclear exosome (RNase complex)
Source: RefSeq, a predicted model, not a curated record
AUGAGUUCGCUAAAGUACAUAGAAAACAGCAUCAACUCCAACAUCAGAGUGGACGGAAGAACCCUGUCGACGUACAGAACCAUCGAAAUAAAUAAGAACAUUUUGGUAUCAGCAGAUGGCAGCAGCAGUGUUAUGAAUGAAGAGAACAAUGUAAUUUGUGGGAUUAAGCUAUCCCUUUUAACACCCAGUUUGGACGCGCCAGACGAAGGGGUUAUCAAUCUACAGAUAGAUUGCCCCGCAUCGGUAGCUGCAAAUAGAAUAAAAAAAGAUCAUUUACAAAUUAUGUCUUCAAUUAUUUACGACUUAUGCUUAAAGAACAAUAUUGACCGGAAAAAAUUGUGCAUUUUACCAUCCAAGUUUGUUUGGGGAGUUGACAUAAGCGUUAUGGUUUUAAAUGCCGGGGGGGGACUAUUGGAUAUCAUCAGCAUGGCCAUUUAUGUAGCUCUGAAGGAUACCAUCGUCCCCGUUGUGAAAGCCAAAAGGAAAAUCGACGAAUCGAACACCUUUCACCAUACAAAAUGUGCAGACUACGAAGUCGAAAUUAUUGAAAAUCAAAAAACAAAUUUUCCGUACGAAAAUGUACCCAUAUGUGUCUCCAUAGGAGAAAUAAACAACAAAUAUGUGUACGAUAUGUCUAAGGUGGAAGAAGAGUUAGUUGAAAAUAUUUUCGUUGUCGCUGUUACUUCAAGUGGGAAGUGUGUAGCAUUUCACAAGUUAUAUGGCAUAUCUAUGGAGAUCGCUUCGAUACUAAAUAUGACGGAAAAUUCGUCCAAAAUUUCGCAUCACCUUUUUGAGAAAAUUAAUGAGGCAAUUGCGAAAAUACAAACCAGAAGUGUCCUU